AUGCACGAUCUCGAUCACGACACUUCAAUCAUCCCUCGAGACAUCAUCCAUCAAGUCAACGAUCUCAAAGUCAAGAAUACCUCCAACGACGAUGAGUUGCUCAAGAUACGCCUCAGUGCCAACAAUCACCUCUUCGAGUGCAACCACUACAAUCUCCAAGUCACUCAACACAGGCUCGUCUUCAUGGGCGGACACCCCCUCAUCCACACUCGUCCUGAUGGCAGUAUCAACCACUUCAACUCCGGGAAAAUUCAUUACGCCAUCAAACUUCUCGAAUUCGACAAAAAGAAGGCAGAUGCACUGAGCGCAUUCCAUACUGCACAAAAGAGAUACUUCAAGCUCAUCGAAGAAAUGAAGGAGACAGAGCUUGAGAUUCAGCAGCUGUUGAGCAGUCUCAACAAGGAUGGCGAGGAAGAAGAUAAGGAAAUGCAGGAAUCUAGAAAGAGAUUCACUUCGCUGGAGGAGACUCGCGCUCAAAUGAUGGAGGGCUGGCUCGACUGGUUGGCAGAGCUUUCUUGA
Molecule: messenger RNA, 519 nt
Organism: Aureobasidium melanogenum CBS 110374
Lineage: Eukaryota; Fungi; Ascomycota; Dothideomycetes; Dothideales; Saccotheciaceae
Exons: 1
Coding region: 1-519 (172 amino acids)
Source: RefSeq, a predicted model, not a curated record